This is a messenger RNA of Xyrichtys novacula (pearly razorfish), 8790 nucleotides long. The record is from the annotation of a GenBank genome assembly. NCBI's taxonomy places the organism in Eukaryota, Metazoa, Chordata, Actinopteri, Labriformes, Labridae.
UAUUUAUCUAUCUGUUAGGUGCAUGCAAGGCAUACUGAACGUAUCCAGAUAUGCUAAUUUGUCAAUUUUCCUUUAAGAUUAUAUUCAUUUUAAUUUGUUUUUCAAAUUCGCCAGCUUUAAGAUAGAGAAUUGACUCGAUAAUCCCCCUCAUCUUUUUGUAAUGGUCAUACUAUGAAGCCAAAUAGACGGCUGCGCUCAUGAUAAUAAAUAUUAGAAUAAAAGAAGCGCCUUUAUUUCCCAUAUGACAACAUGUCGGUGGCGUUUUCAUCGGCUCGCCCCAGGAGUAAAGGAGAGGUGACACAGCAAACCAUUCAAAAGGUAAGAAUGAAUAUUUGUUUCGGCGUUUGAGAUCAGAUAUUCCAGUCUGGGUGGGAGUGUGCGGUCUGUCUCUAGUGCAGCAUGAAAGUAUAGCCUGUGGUGAAUUUCACAUGGUAUGGCAACUAAUUAUUGUAACGAUACAGUCGGUUGAAGGUGCGAGCCAAACAAAGCCGACCGUCCAAGGUGUAGCAGCAGAGGAUACUGAUUCCCACGCUGCUUUUCCUGAUAACUAAUGGAUCUUUUGUAUCUGGAAUAUACUGAACAGCCUCAGAUUUUAGGACUUACCAAGAAAUUCUAACACCUUGCACCUCCCUGUUUUUUUCUUUUUCUUUCUUUUUUUAAAGCUCACUUUCUUUGGUCCUAAAACGUGCAAAAACAUGAUUUAUAUUGUGUAUGUAACAUUAGACUUCCUGGACCAUACGCUCCUCUAAAUGCUGCUGCUUUUAUCCUCAACUGAACCGGAUGUUUCCGGUGAAAACACACCAAGACAGGCACUUUCAAACGGUGUCCUGAAUAGCUGCUUUAUUUGGCUCCUGUAUGAAAAAAAAAGAGGAAAAGUGACCCAGUUAGAAAUGUUUUUUAUGCUGGAUGAGGUUCUGAGAAACCAGGGCAUCACUGCUGCAACUUGAUAGCACAUAAUUCACUGUAAAAUUCACCAUACACUGUGACUCAAGGAUGGAUGCAUUACUGAAGUUGUACUGUUGUUUCCCAAAGAUGCUAGAUGAAAACCAUCAUUUGAUACAAUGUAUAAUGGAUUACCAAAGCAAAGGGAAGACAGCUGAAUGCACACAGUAAGUGUCUCUUUUUCCAUUAUUCUAAAUGAUGCUAUGUUAAUGUGUUAGUCAGACAAAAGUGACUAAAUGCAUCUGUGUUAUUUUCUCUUUUGACAGGUAUCAGCAGAUCCUGCACAGAAAUCUUGUUUACUUGGCCACGAUAGCAGAUUCAAAUCAGAACAUGCAGUCAUUACUACCUGCGGUGAGUCCUUUUGCAUGUUUCAGGGACAAAAAAACUCAGGCUUCUCAUUUGUAUAUCAUCACAGGACACCUGUUCUAAGCAAAUAUGCAUCACCAAAUCUAUUUUGAUAAAAAAAAAAGUUUGUGGUGCCUCGAACUUUCUUUAUAUGGGACCAAAAACCCUCAUCAUCCACAGAUAAAUGUGCACACCAGGCAGAAAUUGAAAUAUCUUAUAUAUUGCUGGGCGAUAUGGGAAAAAGUUUAUCAUGAAAUAUUUUUUUCAUGUCAGUCAAUAUCGAUAUAUAUUACGAUAUACAAAAUGAAAUUUAACAGUGCUUAUUGGUUGCAUGUCUUUUUCAAUACAAUAAGCUACUGCAUCUGUGAGGUCUUUGUGUCUAUUUGACGUUUUGUCGUGAAGCUUUGCGCUAGAGAAAGCGGACUGAAUGGUUGGCUGUUUUGGCUGCACAGGCGCCAUGGGCUCCUUGCUCCACUCAGGGUUUGUAACCUUUUGCAUUGCGCGUACUCUGCUGGGUGGCACUGCUUCAGAUGGUAAAAAAGAUUUGAGGUGUUCCCCAACUUUGCGAGAACAUGUACUCGACAUAAUUUGCAGUGCACAUUACUCUGCUACAUGUCCAACCUCAAAAAACCAAAAUACAUCCACGCACCCCCAUCUGCGUUUCUCCCGGGAUAGCGCUCAUUUUCUUUUUGUCUCACCAACAGUGCUGUCGUCUUCACAUGUCAAAGUGCUAUGGUUGUGUGUAGCUGCAGUCUGCUACUACGCAGUUGUUUUUACUUGGUUCUAAUUCAGCAUGAUUGGUUCAGUGCAAAGCCGACCCAGAGCAACUUCCCUUUUUAUUGGCUAUUUGUAUAGUCUACCCAAACAUAGCAGAAUGCCGGUUAUCGAAAAGCCUAUUGACCAUGUUUUAUAUUUAUAUUGAGGUAAAAUAAUUAUCGAUAUAUAUCGUUAUCAUUUUAACUUCCAGCCAUAAUCUUACAAACAUCAUUAUGCCUAAUAAAGUUUGAUUUUUAUUCCAGCCGCCCACAGCUACUAUGUCCAUGGGUCCUGGAGGGAUGAGUCAAAGUGGGGGACACACUCCAAGCAACCUCAAUGACACCAUGGCCCCAGGUCUGACCCCCACAUCAAUGUUGCAAAGCCAAAUGAGCAACGGUGAGAAACCCUGGCCCACUUUGUCUGUAAUUCCUGUAUUUCCUGAUCCUGAUUGUCAUGCAUGUUUGUCUGCAAACCUGCAGUGAAAUCAUGUUUUGUAUGAUACAGCCUCUAUUUUCUUUGUGGUCACACCGCCUGUGAGUACCUGUGGUCUUGAUUUAAGCUAAUGAUCUGAUAAUCAGAUUUCUUUGCAGUCACAGCUACUCCGGCUCUUUUUGCUGUUUUUUUUUUCCUGACUCAUGUUGUUUACACCCAUAAAUCCUUUUACAACCAUGCAAGCUUUCUGUCCAGAUGAACUGAAUGUGAUAAACAUGCACUACAUGGCGACAUGUGCUGCCUGCUCUGUAUGUGCCAUCAGGCUCCAGCCAUGCCCACAUGCAGCAGCAGCAACAGCAGCAGUCUGGUCAGGUGCAGUCGGCUGUUCCCUCAGCAUCCCUCAGCAGCAGCUACAGUAGCCCGACCUCUGCCCCUGGCUACAGCCAUGCUGCACCUCCAUCCCAAAGCAGCAUGAUCCAGGCCCCUGGGCCUGGCUUUGGCCCGUGCCCCUCUUCUUCCUCUUCUUCUUCCACCCGCAGCAACCUCAACAUGCAGUCUAACCAAGGUGAGCGAGGCAAAGGGAGCAUCAGAUGAAAUCAUAUGAGUUUUAUCCAAUUUUGUAGAGAGCUGGCGGAUUAAUCACACCAAUAAUGCAAGUUUCAAAAUUACAGUAAGUGGGUAAUGGGAGGAAUACUUUUUCAGGGAUCAGGGUGAGGUAGAAACUUAACUGUAAAGAAGGUUGAUAAGUUUUUAAGUACCUUUGAAUGUGUCCAGGCCAAACACCUCCUCACUUUUCCUUAAAACACUUUCUCACAUAUUCUUUGUUUCUGCUCUUAAAACACUAUUAAUCUCCUCCAGGUCGAGUGCUAGAAACAAAACAAACAAACACAUUCAGUUCAUCAAAGUGGUCUCCUACCUCUUCCCCUUUCCCCUCCGCUUCAGGCCUUAUUUCUCUUUGUCUUUGACCCUUGACCCUGGGAUGCUGCCCUACCCUGGGAUGCAGCCUUCCUCUCCCUGGAUGCUCAUGCAUAUUUACUAUACUUCUGUCAUGCACUGACCUCAUCUUCUUUAUUUGCCUUUAUACUUAAGAUUGUCACUAUUAAAGCAUCUCUCAGAGAUUUUUCUAUGAUAGCGUCCUGACUGCUGUGAACCCAUGUUGGCUUUAUCCUUUGCCCUGACUGUUUUGGAUUUCUCUCUGUAUCUAUUUUUGAAGUUAUUUAUGCAAAUUCAGCUCUGAGAAUACUUAUCUGUUAUGUGCCUGUCUAUAAUAAUGUAUAAGAUCUCUCCUCUAUAAUCCAAACCCUCUCUCAGUCACCAUGAUGCACCAACAGUCUGCCACUCCGCACUAUUCCUCAGCCCAGACAGGGGGACAACAUUAUCAGGGACAGCAGGCCAUGGGUAUGAUGGGUCAGGGCAGUCAAGGGAACAGUAUGAUGUCUCAGAGACCCAUGGGAUCCUACCGCUCCUCACAGCAAGGUAGGUGGUGAGACUUUCUCAUGCUUGGAAAUGGCAAAAGGUUCAGAGGGUUUGUGCUGUCAAGUGAGUGCUAAAGUACAAACUAGAUGGGUGUGUAAACAGAUUGUCUGAAAGCUAGUCUCACUGUUUCCAGGAUGGUGGAUUUUUGCUGCAUGCGUGGUACUAGAUAGAACAUAAAGAGGGAGUGAUGUUGAAAGUCUGUAAAGUGAUCUAGCUCAGUUGCCUUCCUGUGGCUGUAAGAAACAGUCUGAGGAUGUCUUUCUUGUCACAUUUUGAUCCUGUCCCUGUAAAUCACUUUUGCUGCGUUAGUGUGAGCCUAAUAAUAGCACCACCCGUGUCCUGUUAUGCCUUUGAAGAGUGAAGACAUUGCACAUUGUAAAUCAGAUGUCUAAAAAAGAAAGGAUACUGUUUCCAGGGCAACAGGCUAUAGAUGUAAGUCCUUGUUUCCCUGGUAUACUGUUAUCCCUUCAUGAUUAGGGGUUAUUUAUUUCCAGGUUAAAGCUCUGAUGUGAGAUUAGCGUGUCCAGAUUUAUCUUCAUGAUUGCUUUUAGGGAUGUUGCAAAAGUUGGUUAUCAAGUGUUGCUUCUUGGUCACAUCCAAAAUGACCAGAUAUGUCGCUGAGACUAUGUUGCUAUUGCCGCAGAAGGGAAGUGAACAGGCCUGCAACAUUUCAUCUCUGUUAUUGAAAACGUUUGGGUCAUUUGUGGUUUGUUAGAGAUAUUAAGUUAUUUUGAGUAUUUUUUAUAUAUUUAUAUUUGUUCUGUUGUUUUUCGGCUCUGAGUUUGAUCAAAUUUAUGGUUAAAGAAGUGAAUGGAAUCUGGAGUUUCUGCACACCAACACAAAGGAGAGAUAGGAUUCCCUUGGAUAAAUGUUUUUUAAGUAAUUCUGUUUUUCCAACUAUAAACUAAGUUACUCUGAUUUCUUUUUUCUAGUUUUUACAGAAACUGCUCCACUUAAACCAAUUUUUGUGUUUUCCUGAUAUAGUUUUCUCGAUAUUAUACUUUUAAUCAGUUUAAAACCAUCAGGGGAACUUUUGUUCUACUCUAAUAUAAUUUCAAACCAAUUGUGAUUGUCCCCUUUUGCUCAUAUCUACAGAUCUCUAAAUGAUACCCUCUAAGAAAGUGCUCAAUAAUAACAUCUCUUGCUACCUUUAAUAUUUCAUUUCACUGAUCUUAUUGUAACUCACAUGUGCUUGGACUCCUUCUCUCAGUUUGCCUAAAUUUCCCUACAUUCCUGGCCCAGCCCUUUAAGUCUCCCACUCAUCGUCCAAUUGGUCCAGCCAAGUGAUUAACCAAUCGUGGUCUCACCUGUCUUGCAGGAUCUGCACAGCAGUACAUGGGACAAGACGAGUUCUACGGAGAGCAGUAUGGACACACUCAGAGCUCCAGCGAGCCCAUUAACCAGCAAUAUUACCCUGAUGGUAAUCAUGCACAUCCAUAAACUUCAUACACACAGCUCUCAAACGAUCAACCUCCCCAUUAUAGGCCAUUACAAUUCCUUUCAACACUAUGUCCCAUAGGCCUGAGCCACAUUAUAACAACACUGAAGCUCCAGCUCUUCUUCCUAGUCAUUGUUUUGCCCUCAUUGUGGGAGAUGAGAACUGAAACAAAUCAAAAAGGGCUGCUAUUGGUCUCAAUUCUGUUUCCUCCCAGUGUGUCUGUGUCCAUACUGUCCCCUUUGGUGUGCGGAAAUUUCAGAUUUCAGAGCGUGCUGUAGCGCUGUGAUGAGAGUGCAAAUUUCUUCCAGGGUGUUUCUUGUGCUGCGUGCACAGUAAAGAUGUUCGAAGCCUUAAAAGUGUUAUUUAUGCCUGUGAUUCUGUCAUUACAUUUUUAAGCUUCAAAUUCUGAAUAUGUUCUCUUCUGCAAGCGAGUUUUUUACUUGUGCAGGGGAGUUUUUGCAUGUGUUGAAUUGAUUUCUGCACAGGUCACGGGGAGUACUCAUAUCAACAGUCAUCAUACGGUGAGCAAGGCUAUGAGAGGUCCUUUGAUGACUCGUCACAGCAUUACUACGAAGGAGGUAGCUGCUUUUAUUGCAUUGUUUUUGUAUAUUUGUCAGCGCACUAAAGCACCACUUUGUUCUGUAAAUGAUGAUGAUAAUGUGUAUGUUUGUACACCCCCAGGUAACUCUCAGUACAGCCAGCAGCAGGCUCAGUACCAGCAGGGCUCUGGCCAACAGCAGCCCUUCAGCCAGCAGCAGUACUCGUCUCAACAAGGCUACAGUGGGCAGCCACAGGGAUACGGUCAGAGCAGCACAGUCAGACAGUGUUGUGCAGCCAUAUUUACGCAAACGCAAAACACAUGAACAAACAAAUUGAAAGUUUUCUCUCUAUGGUGCAGGUCCUGGACAAGGUGGAUCCUCCCAGUAUCCUCAGUAUCAGCAGAGUCAAAGCCAACAGUUUGGAUCCUACCGCUCCUCCCAGGGAGGCCCUGGACCACAGGCACAGAGGCCCUAUGCUUAUGAACAGGUACAGAGUAAAUCAUACAUCUCACUUUUUUUAAAAACUCUUUGAAGCUGGUCUUUAAAAUACUUAUAGCCAAGUUUUCCUGACCAAAUGUUUCUGUAGGUUAUAAAAAAAAAUAAAAAAAACUAUAAGAAAUAAUAUGUAUAAACUUUCUUAAAGCUCCUGUGAGAAUUUCAGAGUUAAUGAAAUACACUGAAAUUCAUCCUGAUGCCUUUUAUGAUAUAUUAAAGCAAACAAGACCGUUAACAAUAAGAUUGACAACUUUGAUAUUGAAAUUUUUGAUGCCUCAAAUCAGUGUAAGGGGGCAGGUGUCAGUGGAGCAGCUAAAGAAACAGUCCUGUGUUUACAAUGUCCGCAUGAAACAUCCACAAUAUAUGAAAAACUGUCAAAAUCAGUUGGAUAAUUUAUGUACUACUCAAGAAUGAAACAUAACAUAUUUUCUCUCUGUGUUGACACUUGUGCAUUGUAGGGUCAGUACGGGAAUUAUCAGCAAUAAGACACUGCAGCGUUUUCCAUCCGGAGGAAGUAAAGGAGACAUUUUAACAGUGACUGACUCUGCUGUUGAGAAGAUCUGGAGGCGUUAUAUACAUUAACCUUUCAUAAACAAUCAUUCAGGCUGAGAACAGAUCAUCUACUCAUAUACGAUGCCUUUUUUUUUUAAAUGUUUUGCUCUUUACCAGGUUGUUUCUAUGAGCUGGAGACGUGUAGCACUCUUGAUGACUGUAAAUUCAAGCUGCUUGAAUGAAGCAGUGCAGUCUGAUCACACUGCACCUCUUUAUUCUCUUGUUUCUUUUCUGUCUCUGUCUUUCACUUGACUCAAUCCUGUCCCCGACUCUCAGUAUUUAUUUCACAAGCCUCCUUUUUAUAUCUCCGCUGGGUGCUAAAAACAGGUCAGUAGAUUUAAAAAGCAAAUAAGAAAACCAGCAAUGUCCCUUUAUAUUAACUAAACAUACAGAAAGUAGCUCCUGGAAUCAGUUGAAUAAAGGAAAAAUGUUUGUCUGAAACAUGACUUGAUUAGAGGAUUUGUCAAUGUUAGUUGAAUUGUGACGUGUUGCUGUCUAUUCAAACAUUAUGUGAAUUCACCAUACAUAAGUCUUAGUGUUCAUAGACACAUCCAGACUUAAAAAGUGUGUAUCAUUCAUUUACAUAUAGUAGAAGUGAUUUUGAAACUCUGUUUUCAGUGGGAUUACUUUGCACAGACAUUGUAAAUGUGCAAAGAUUAGGCAGGUUUGGUGAUCUAAUGCCAUUUGAUUUUAUUUUUACAUAAGUAUUGCACUUUAUUUUCGACUGACAGUGUACGUUUUGUGUGAUUUUCUGUAUUCUUGUGUAAUCCAGGCUGUGAUAACAAAAAUGACGCUCAAAAAAACCAAAGUAACACAGGAUAUGAGCAGUUGUGUGACCUGCACCUCUUCUACAAUCCAUGCAAUACACCUUGUCAGUCAUGUUAAAGUUGGUUCUUAUAAUGAUCGCACAAUACUUAUCAUUAUUUGUACUUUCUUGACAGACAAUAAUGGAAUAAGUUAAAGCUGUUAUUCUGACGUUUUGUGAUAGGUUACAGCUUUCAGCUAACAUGCUAUAUUUGAGGUAAUUAUCUUCUGUAAAGUUACAUGACUUAAGGAUAGAUUAUAGGAAGUUUCGAUUGUCAUCUUUUGUUUUAGACAAAGUUAGAAAUAACUUAAGUGUUAAAGGUUAAGAAAAGGAAUUGAAAGCUAAUUCCUAGUAUCCUUAUUGUACAUGUAUAAGCACGCUUGCCUUAUUCUUUCUAUCUAUAUUGUUUGCACAUCACUCUUUCUGUUAUUCGUUUAUGUAUAAGGAGGAAAGAAUUAAGACAACACCCUCAGCCCCUCACUCUGAUCACUGUUUCUCAAAGUUUAAUCAAGGUUUUAAGUUUGUCCAUGUGUGUCUUUCUGCGCAGUACGGUGAAUUAUCUCAGAUGGUUUUGAUAGCAUAAAGGUUGCAGCAAUUUUGCAGGGUUAAUCAAGUAUGGGAGAUACCUGGCUGGUAAACAGCCAAAUACCUUUGUGCCACUCGACAGUGACAAUCACAUGCUUCUCUAAACUACUGCAUUGAUUGUGUUUCAGUGUUUGAUUUUACAGUAAAGUCAGCAGGUAUGCACGUUCUUACCUAUUCUAUGUAGUUUGUCAUCACAGGUUCGAGUGGUUCACCUUGUUUGUGUGAGAGUGUGUUUGUUUGUGUGACAGUAAAGUAAGAAAGAGGGAAAGAUACUAAGCAAGAGGGUGGGAAGUUUUAUGCGCAUAGUGAAAAUAUGAAUGUCAUUAACUUGUUUAGUGUUAGUCUGCGUUUUUUGUUUUCUAUUUUUCUGCUGUUUUUUUGUUACUGUUUGUGAUGUAAAAAAAUAAACUGGCUCUCACUUUGUA